Messenger RNA from Haliotis rufescens (red abalone), 3515 nucleotides. Its product is annotated as ankyrin repeat and SOCS box protein 2-like. Lineage: Eukaryota; Metazoa; Mollusca; Gastropoda; Lepetellida; Haliotidae. The record is from RefSeq and is a predicted model, not a curated record. Gene Ontology annotation, molecular function: double-stranded DNA binding; protein binding. The transcript has 2 exons. Gene Ontology annotation, biological process: regulation of DNA-templated transcription. The coding region runs from base 12 to 1532 and encodes 506 amino acids.
GUCGGUUUUGGAUGGCAUCCCUUGCUAGCUCCUCACAUCACCACAGGUGGCAUGUGAUGGAAAGGAGCUUAUUGUUCAAAGGGAAGCAACUGCGUAAGUUUCAGCUGCAUCUCACGUCGAAGUGUACUGGAAUCAGGUUGAUAAAAAAACAAACAGCCUAUCGGCUACGUUCUCCUAAACUUCAUCAGGACUUGAUAGCUAUGGAUAAUGCAGACGAGUCAGGUUCCGACUUCGACGACGACUAUGAUGAGGACUUUGACGACACCGAUAGCUACUAUACUGAUGUUGAAGAGGAUGCUAGAUCAGAUGAAAGCUACAUGUCGGACAUUUGUAUUGAUCUGUCCAAAGAUGUUGGCGAUGAAAGUUACGCAGGUGAAGAUAGAAACGUAAUAGAAGCAGGAAGUGAUGAAGACGAUGAUAUUGAUGAGGAAGAUGAGGAAGACAAUGAUGUUUGCCUGGUCCAGCUAACUAAGCCUUAUAACCCAAGCAAGGAUGACGUGCAAGAUAGUGAUGAACAAUUUGAUAAAACUUCCGAUUUAGACUGGGGUAACUUGAAGGCACUGAUCAUGAUGGCUGAUGGUCCUGGCAUUGCGGACUGGUUCUCGAACAGAAAUAUUUCACCGGCAGCAAAAAACGAAACUGGUAACUUCUGGCCUUUGAAUCUUGCAGCCAGGAUUGGGAGUUUGAGUAUUUUCAACUUCCUACUAGGUGAAGGCUUCCCUUUAGAUACGCUUAUUCAUCCUUUCUUAGAAGCUUCCCUGAACCACGAGUUUGACAUCAUGGAGAAAUUGCUUGAAAUUGGUGUCGAUGUAAACGUAUGUGAUCUGAGCGGUGCGACAGCUCUGCAUUUAGUUGCCAAACAAGUGACCUGUAAGCCCCAAAAGAUCAAGUUUCUGUUGUCCAAUGGGGCUCGCAUUGAUCAGAAAGAUAAUUCAGGAAUGACUCCUCUUCACUAUGCUGUGAUGAUGGGAUCCAUGGGAAGUGUGAUAGCGUUCCUGAGGGCAGGUGCUUCUGUGAAUAUACUGAGUGGCAAAGGGAGGCCUGUUCUACAUAUGGCAGUGUAUCGAGGGCUGAAGAUGGUGGUCCUUCUGUACAAAGCCGGCGCCAGGCCGGGAACCUCUCCAGCAUAUAGUGAAGUAUCGGCAGCAUGGAAACACGAGAAUAUGAACCUUCUGAAGUUCUUUAUAAAAAGGAAUGCUUCUGUUAAAAUCCCUGUGACAAUGAUGACACGAUUAAACUUAGAUGACCUUGAUAAAGUAGGAAAGAUGUUGGAUCUGUUAGUUGGUGCAGGAUAUUGUCCUCAAUCAGAGCUGCUGCUUGAAGUGUCCAACAGUCCUGACUUCAGUAAGUCAACGUUGAACAGACUUCGACAGGUGGAGAGUAAUGCCAGAGGCUUACAGGAGCUUGCUUGUUUUAAGAUUCGGGACAUUAUCCGGAACCAGCCCCGAUCUAUCCUGGAGGUAGUGAGGCACCUCGACCUGCCCGACAUUCUGAAGGAUGUUUUAUUGUUGAAGGAUGUCAUCGGAAAGUGAUCAUCAUCAUAAUGUUGAAUUAUAUAAGCAAAGGCAGAAGUAACUAUAUCUUUUUAUCAUAUUAUUAUUAUCUUAUAUUUUUUCUUAGGAGUGCAUUACUCCAAACUUCUCACUUCAUUUUCUUUGAAAAUUUAAUGUUAAGAUUUAAUUGGGCUAAAAGGCACACCAUAAUCAUUCUAUAUAUAAAAUCAAAUCAGCCCCUUUAGAGAUCUACAACCCCUUUGAAGAUAUCCAGCCCCUUUUAGAGAUCUCCAGCCCCUUUAGAUAUCUACAGCCCCUUUAGAUAUCUACAGCCCCUUUAGAGAUCUACAGCUCCUUUUGAGAUCUAAAGACCCUUUAGAGAUCCACAGCCCCUUUAGAGAUCUACAACCCCUUUGGAGAUAUCCAGCCCCUUUUAGAGAUCUACAGCCCCUUUAGAAAUCUACAGCCCCUUUGGAGAUCUAAAGACCCUUUAGAGAUCUACAGCCCCUUUGGAGAUGUACAGCCCCUUUAGAGAUGUACAGUGAUGUACACCGGUGGCUAUUACGAGUUAUGUCCCUUCUAUGUUCCUCCUCUUUACCAAUCAGAUUCCACAUCUCAUAUCACUUGCAUUUGCUUCAAACAAAAUGGAAGUGUACAGUCAAGAUGUUAUGAUCAAUAAUCAAGAUCUGUAUUGUAAUGAAACAGACAGUUAACUCCCUUGCCUCAGGUAGAUGCACUGGCUUGUCUUCACAAGCAGUCUGUGAGGUGUAUAUUACUAGGCACAGACAAAUACAUUAUGAAAUAAUUUGUCAGUAAUUAUCCCUGAGCAUUAUUAUGACUUACUUCGUGAAGUCCUUUGCCAAGGCUUGGGACCAAUGGAUCAAUUCACCUGGGACAGGUAAGACUUAAUUCCUUGUAGCUUGGAGGUUAUUCUCUGAACAAACUGCAUCACAAUUAUCAUGACGAUUAUUAUAGGAGAAAAAGAACAUAAUAUGAUCAGUUGCUUUUGCCUUUGAUUAUAUAUACUACUCAAAAGAAGUUAAAGAAGACCUUACAUAUUACUGUAGUAGCUUUAGUAACAUAACAGAAUUGUGUGUUCUUUAACUUCUUUUGAGUACGUUUACCAGAUUUGUCAACCUCUCAUGUUGAAGUGAUAUUUAACGCAUUCAUGGGUGUUCAUCCAACACUGAGGGAAGCAAAAUCAAUAACAAAGUGCCGUGGUCAGUCAGGUCAAGUUUAAAUCCUUUUCCGUUUUGUGGAUGAAAAACAUUAAUUUCUAUUUUUUUAAAUUUUUGUCAUAACUCUAUUAUCUAGAGAGCUUUUUCACAAAAUUGACCCGUACAAUAUUUUAAUUUUCUAAAAUGUAGCCUUCUUGAAUUGGUCUUUGAAUUAUGACCAAGAAAAUCACUAAAAGUAAAGUCUUGGCCUUGCCUGAAGAGAGUCGACCAUAUGCUCAUGUUUUGUAUAAUGUAAAAUAUAACAAAUCAAACAAAAUAAAACAAUGUGGUUUUUUUAUUUCAUACAUUUCAUUAAGGAGUUGUUUUCUACUUAGUCAACCCUAUUCUGGAAAUUUUAAAUAUAAUGGAAGAUUAUUUACAUAUCGAUGAGAUCAUCAACAAGAAUAGUCCUACUAGACACUGAGUGUUGUCGUUGUUUUGCACCUGUCUGUAAGUUCUCUAGAUUGGGCCAAGGAGGCCAAUGGUUGGUAGCAAAUAAUUCAUGUGUGUAUGAAUGUCGAAAAACAAAGGACAUUCCAUCAUUCCAUGGAUACUUUAAUGCACAACUGGGUGAUACAGAAUCAGUGUAUACAAUCAAUAAAUAAUACAAUCUCCACCAGCAGAAGAGUUGCAGGAACCUGGAAUUAUGGUACAAGUACUGGGGGGUCAGAAUCACCAUGAUAGUGAGUUGGGUUUAAGGCCGCUUUUUUAACAGUUUUCCAGUUAUAUCACGGCGUGUCAGCUUAAUGUGGGAGGAAAGCCAGAAGUGAUGCAGGCCCCAGACGUGUACCACUUCGGUAAAACC